Messenger RNA from Anopheles coustani, 1554 nucleotides. It is a transcript of the gene Acat1, whose product is annotated as acetyl-CoA acetyltransferase, mitochondrial. The transcript is spliced from 2 exons. Gene Ontology annotation, molecular function: acetyl-CoA C-acetyltransferase activity. NCBI's taxonomy places the organism in Eukaryota, Metazoa, Arthropoda, Insecta, Diptera, Culicidae. Bases 123 to 1364 code for a protein of 413 amino acids. The record is from RefSeq and is a predicted model, not a curated record. Gene Ontology annotation, biological process: fatty acid beta-oxidation.
GGUAGAUUUGGACGUGCUUACAAAUUAAGCUUAUCAGGUCUGGUCAGUGAUACGGAGUUCGUAGUCGAGGUCUGCUGUUUUUAUUCUGGUGUGCAGCGUUAAACACGAGUUCAAGAUUCAAAAUGGUCCUUAAACUUGCUCAGCUGGCCAGCCGUACCAUCGGAGUGCGUGCAUACUCGACCUCCGGCAAACGGAACGAGGUGGUGAUUGUUUCGGCCACCCGUACACCGAUCGGAAGCUUCCAGAGCAGUCUCUCCUCACUGUCGGCCACCCAGCUCGGAGCGGUCGCGGUUGAAUCGGCUGUAAAGCAGGCUGGCAUCGCCAAGGAGGACGUCCAGGAGGUGUACAUUGGCAAUGUGAAUGCGGCAGGUUUGGGUCAAGCACCGGCCCGCCAGGCGGUCAUCUUUGCCGGAUUACCAAAGUCUACCAUCUGCACGACGGUGAACAAGGUGUGCUCGUCCGGCAUGAAGAGUGUCAUGCUCGGUGCGCAAACACUGAUGCUCGGCCAGCAGGAGGUGAUCGUCGCCGGUGGCAUGGAGUCGAUGUCAAAUGUCCCGUACUAUCUGAAGCGCGGCAGCACCCCGUACGGAGGCGUCAAUCUGAUCGACGGCAUCGUAUUCGAUGGACUUACGGACGUGUACAACAAGUUCCAUAUGGGUAACUGUGCGGAGAACACGGCUAAGCAGAUGGGCAUCACGCGCAAGGAUCAGGACGAUUUUGCCAUCAACAGCUACAAACGAAGUGCUGCCGCAUGGAGCUCGAAAGCGUUUGAUGCGGAAAUCACUCCCGUACGUAUCGCCGGAAAGCGUGGUAAGCCCGACACGGUCGUGGCAGAAGACGAGGAGUACAAGAGGGUGAACUUCGAUAAGUUUGGCCAGCUAGCUACGGUGUUCCAGCGCGAGAAUGGCACCGUCACGGCAGGAAAUGCUUCCACGUUGAACGACGGGGCGUCGGCCGUUGUCCUCAUGACCGCAGAGGCAGCAGAACGAUUCAAGUGCAAACCGUUGGCCCGCAUUGUGGGAUUUGCCGAUGCGGAAACGGAUCCGAUCGAUUUCCCGAUUGCACCAGCACUGGCCGUGCCGAAACUUUUGAAGCAGACCGGUGUGCGCAAGGAGGAUGUGGCCAUGUGGGAAAUCAAUGAAGCAUUUUCGCUCGUCGUUGUUGCUAACCAGCGUAAGUUGGACAUUGAUCCGGAGAAGGUGAACAUCCAUGGUGGGGCCGUUUCAUUGGGACACCCGAUCGGAAUGUCUGGUGCUCGGUUGGUAACUCAUCUUACGCACGCCCUCAAGCAAGGCCAGAUUGGAUGUGCAUCGAUCUGCAACGGUGGAGGUGGCGCAUCGUCGAUCCUGAUCGAAAAGCUGUAAGAUUCCAGAGAAUGGGUAACAGAGUGACUAGCUCUGAUAAAUUCCCGGUUACACAUUUGUGGGUAUACAAAAAGUGCAUUUAUUAGAAUAGCUCUGCCGAAGGCAAGUCUGCAGGCGCCAUAAAAUCAAUCGAUAUAUUUUUCUAUGCUACAAGCGGUUUUAACAAACGUUCAAUAAAAUUGAAACAAUA